CGCCGCCCUUUCCUUUCCUAGCCCGUUCAACCGGUUUCUAAAGCUAACCUCAACGAGAUGGCGCCCUCUGCUACCGAGACAACUGCGCACGCCGACGGUCGUGUCGGUCGCCGCAUCGAGAACUACACGCAGUUCUGGCAGAAGGACAUUAGCAAGGAGGCUUCGCACGACACCGAGAACCGUCUCGAGAACUACGUGGACGUCAUCAACGGCUACUACGAUGGCGCCACCGGCCUCUACGAGUAUGGCUGGGGCACGUCCUUCCACUUCUCGCGCUACUACAAGGGCGAGGGCUUUUACCAGGCGCUCGCUCGGCACGAGCAUUACCUCGCCUUCAAGAUGAACCUCAAGCCCGGCAUGCGCGUCCUCGACGUCGGCUGCGGCAUCGGCGGGCCCGCGCGCGAGAUCGCCCAGUUUGCAGACGUCAACAUCGUCGGCCUGAACAACAACGAGUUCCAGGUGGGCCGUGCGCGCAUGAUGACCGCGAAGGCGGGCCUGUCGGACCGCAUCUCGUACACCGUCGGGGACUUCAUGAAGCUGUCCGAGCAGUUCGGUGAGAACUCGUUCGACGCCGUGUACGCCAUCGAGGCGACCGUGCACGCGCCGUCGUGGGAGGGCGUCUACGGCGAGAUCCUGAAGGUCCUCAAGCCUGGAGGAGUUUUCGGUGUGUACGAGUGGUGCAUGACGGACAAGUGGAACCCGUCGAUCCCCGCACACAAGGAGGUCGCGCACGGAAUUGAGAUCGGGAAUGGCAUCCCGGAGAUGCGGCCGCUCGCGAUGGCGCGCCAGGCGAUCCUCGACGUUGGCUUCCAAAUCGAGCACGAGGAGGACCUCGCGGAUCGCCCGGACCCGAUCCCGUGGUACUACCCGCUCGAGGGCGACAUCCGCAAGGCUCAGACGCUCUGGGACAUGUUCACCGUGUGGCGGAUGAGCUCGAGCGGGAAGUUCGUCACCCAUCACGGGCUGUGGUUCAUCGAGAAGCUCGGGAUCGUGCCGAAGGGCACCUGGGAGGUCGGUGAGACACUGAAGAUCGCGGCGGACGCGCUCGUUAAGAGCGGGCGUGAGAAGCUGUUCACACCGAUGUACCUGGUCGUGUCCAGGAAGCCGCAAAACUGAUCCGGUCGUUGUACGUCCGGAUAUGACACCAUCGUUAGACUUUGCGCUAUCUUAGAUUGCUGUAUACCCCUCAUAAUGGUUUCUUACGUGCGCUAUUCAUUCGGC
Molecule: messenger RNA, 1221 nt
Organism: Dichomitus squalens LYAD-421 SS1
Lineage: Eukaryota; Fungi; Basidiomycota; Agaricomycetes; Polyporales; Polyporaceae
Product: delta-sterol C-methyltransferase
Exons: 4
Coding region: 58-1116 (352 amino acids)
Biological process (GO): ergosterol biosynthetic process
Cellular component (GO): endoplasmic reticulum
Molecular function (GO): sterol 24-C-methyltransferase activity
Source: RefSeq, a predicted model, not a curated record